This is a messenger RNA of Acanthocheilonema viteae, 575 nucleotides long. The record is from the annotation of a GenBank genome assembly. NCBI's taxonomy places the organism in Eukaryota, Metazoa, Nematoda, Chromadorea, Rhabditida, Onchocercidae.
AUGUCGUUCGACAGUAAACACGAUGAUCAAAAGAAAAAUGAGGAGCAAAAGGGAAUGAUUUUGGACGAGCUUCCAGAAAAUCUGAUCAGGUUUGCAUCGUUGAUGGUGAAGACAUUUUAUGGCAAAGAGCAUUACGUUGUUUUGGAUUAUGUGCAAAGGAAUAAAUGUAUCAAGGAAGAUGAUCUGAGGCAAUUGAUCAAGUUUGACCAGCGUUUCCUGCGAAUAAUUUUAAUGCAACUGAAAGUUGAUAAAAUUCUAAAAGAACGUCUAGUAUCCGAAGAAAUGGAUGGUCGGACGCGUAAAAUUAAUUACUAUUUUAUUAAUUACAAGGCACUAUUGAAUGUGGCAAAAUAUAAAAUUGAUCAUAUGAGGCAACGGUUGGAAGUAAAAGAUAAGGAUGAAGUGCACAAAGCUUCAUAUCGCUGCACCGGCUGUCAGUAUCAGUAUGAUGCUAUGGAAAUGGAUAAAAUUUUUGAUCCGGUGACACAAGAGCUUUUUUGUUGGCGGUGUCAACAGAUUGUUGAGCCGGAUGAAACUGCUGGUCCAACGGAUGAAACAAGGCAAAUUUCUGUUUG